Messenger RNA from Emiliania huxleyi CCMP1516, 393 nucleotides. RefSeq lists its product as hypothetical. The transcript is spliced from 3 exons. The record is from RefSeq and is a predicted model, not a curated record. Bases 1 to 393 code for a protein of 130 amino acids. NCBI's taxonomy places the organism in Eukaryota, Haptophyta, Isochrysidales, Noelaerhabdaceae.
AUGUUGAGCCUGGGCCGCGCAGCGAAACGAAAAAAUACCCGCCCUCUCAUCAACUGCGGCGCGGCGCCGUUCGAGUGCGUGCCGACGUACAACGACGAUGCGCACGUUUUCGACCGCACGCUGUUUAUGAACAACUACGGCGUGCGGACGAACGCCAAUCCGGCCUUUGAGGCUUGGAACUGGAAUGCGCCGCUCUGGCUCGGCGUGAACACGAUCAACGUCAACGGCAAGACAACGACGCUCGUCGGCUCAUCCUUCUGGGGGCUUGAGGUCGUCGAGGCUCUGCGCGACCACAUGGAGGAUACGCUGCGCGAGAUCAUGGCGCAGGCGCCAAGGCGAGGGGGAAAGGAGGUACCCGCUUACGGCGCCAAGAAAAACGAAGGCCUCGUAUAA